AUGGUGGUGGAGAAAGAAGACCUUGGUUUGAGCUUGACUUUGAGCUUGAGCUUCCCUCAUGAAGAUAAAACUGUUGAAGUUUCGAACAAUCAUCACCUCGAUUAUAACCAGUUUAGCACUUCAUCUCCUCCAUUGAUAAUGCCUUUCUCCUUCAUCACCAAAUCGGCUGCCUGGCCACAAGCUCUCCCUUCUUCUUCUCCAGAUGUCGAGUGUACACAUGAUAAGGAGGCGGAGGGUGGGGGUGCGUGCUCCCCAAACAGCACGAUCUCGAGCUCGAGCGGCGGGAAGAGGAGCAUCAGUGACGAGGACAACUAUGGAUGCCAGGUGGACGCUGAUAGGGCUUGCUCGCGUGGCACCAGCGACGAAGACGAAGAAGCCGACAACGACAAUAGUUUUCGAAACAACAGUAACAAGAAGCUGAGGUUGUCCAAAGAUCAGGCCGCGGUCCUUGAAGAAACCUUCAAAGACCACAAUACCCUCAACCCUAAGCAGAAGACGAGCCUGGCAAAGAGGCUCGGACUCAGGCCCCGCCAGGUGGAGGUGUGGUUUCAGAACCGGAGGGCCCGGACGAAGCUGAAGCAGACGGAGGUCGACUGUGAGUACCUCAAAAGAUGCUGCGAAACCCUAACCGAAGAGAAUCGGAGGCUGCAAAAGGAAGUUCAGCAGCUGAGGGCAAUCAAGCUUUCUCCACAGCUCUACAUGCAAAUGCCGCCCACUACCUUAACCGUGUGCCCGUCGUGCGAUCGUGGGGCCGCACGUCCGUGGGGACGUGCCUUCGACGGUCUCCGCUCGGGUUCUUGA
Striga hermonthica is the source of this 801-nucleotide messenger RNA. NCBI's taxonomy places the organism in Eukaryota, Viridiplantae, Streptophyta, Magnoliopsida, Lamiales, Orobanchaceae. The record is from the annotation of a GenBank genome assembly.